Messenger RNA from Condylura cristata (star-nosed mole), 747 nucleotides. It is a transcript of the gene ANKRD7, whose product is annotated as ankyrin repeat domain 7. Gene Ontology annotation, molecular function: protein binding. The record is from RefSeq and is a predicted model, not a curated record. NCBI's taxonomy places the organism in Eukaryota, Metazoa, Chordata, Mammalia, Eulipotyphla, Talpidae.
AUGAAGAAGCGGUUCACACUCUGGAGUCGGAAGAGUGAAUCCCAAAGUCCUUCAGCUGACCUAGAACCAGCUAGUGCCACGGCCCAAUGGGGCUACCAGCUUCGAGAUAAAGAUUUAAAGAAACUUCACAGAGCAGCCUCGGUUGGGGAUUUGGAGAAGGUGAACUACUACCUCCAUUUCAAGAAACAUGAUGUGAACCUGCGGGACAGAGAGUACAGGACACCUUUGCACCUGGCUUCUGCUAAUGGAUAUUCAAAUAUUGUAUCACUCUUAAUUGAGAAACAAUGUAAAAUAAAUGUCUGGGACAGAGACAACAGAUCCCCAUUGACUAAGGCAGUACAGUGUGAAAAGGAACUUUGUGCUAUUAUUCUUUUACACCAUGGUGCUGACCCAAAUCUGGCAGAUAAAGAUGGCAAUACUGCUCUUCAUUAUGCUGUCUGCGGUCACAAUAUGUCACUAGUCAAAAACUUGCUUGAACACAAAGCUGAUCUUGAAGUUCACAAUAAGGAUGGGUAUACUCCACUUUUACUUGCCAUUACUAAAAAUAAUGCAGAAAUGGUAGAAUUUCUUCUGAAGAGAGGGGCAGAUGUGAAUGCUUCAGAUAAGAAUCAAAGAACAGCGCUUAUGAUUGCUAUCAGUAAUGAACCAACAAAUAUAGUUAGUAUUCUUCUUCAACAAGAAGUGGACCUAUCUUGCCAAGACAUUAUGGAUUCACAGCUGAGGAAUAUGCUUCUUUCAAUGGUUUAA